AUGACAGAUGAUGCUAAUGAAGACAACACCACCGUCCAUAAAGGAAGAUCUUCGAUCGAUUCAGUGUCAGAAGGAGAUGAUACGUCUAGUAUAACAAUAGAAAGGCCCAUAAAUCGCAAAUUAUUACGUACACCAAAAUGCGCACGAUGUCGUAAUCAUGGUGUAGUCUCUUGCUUAAAGGGUCAUAAGAAAUAUUGCCGUUGGAGGGAUUGUACAUGUGCAAGUUGUCUACUUGUAGUCGAACGACAACGAAUUAUGGCAGCUCAAGUGGCGUUAAGACGACAACAAGCAACGAAUCACAGUAAGACAACGAACAGUAAUACUAAAUGUAAAGCAUCGGCAAUAUUAUUAGAACAAAAGCGUUUAGCUGUACAACGAAAUCUCCGUCAACUUCAGGAAAGUUCAAUCACUCGUGAUGUGAUCAAAAAUUUAAAAGCGAGAUUGCCACAUGGAAAUGACAAUAAUCGAUUUAGUCAACCUAUAUUAAAUGAUCGAUUACGAAAACGACGUUGUUUUGCUGAUAAAGAGUUAGAAGCACUUACAAUAAAACCUCUUGAACAUUAUCCUCUAAUUUACGGAUCUUCUAAUGUAACGCCGAUAGGUACCACAUACAUCGACAGAUUAUUAAUUCAAAACUCAAAAUUUCCAAAUUUAUUUUCACCAAACAGUGUAUCCCUUGAUAAAAUUUCGUCUGAUUUUCCGGUGAUUAGUGCAUUUCGAAUGACAAAAUCUCAAACACCUACAUUACAUUUACUCGAUAAUAUGAUUGUUAUAAACUCAAACUGUAAAUUUGCUACACCAUCAUCACUACAUGUUCAUUCAUUAACAACAACAACAGCGGAAAAUGUUGAUGAAAACGAAAAUGGACCAACAAACAAUCAAAAGAAACUAACAGAUUUUUCGGUAUCAGCUAUCAUUGGCGGUAAAGAGGAAAAGAGUUGGCACAUGAUCUAA
This is a messenger RNA of Didymodactylos carnosus, 954 nucleotides long. The record is from the annotation of a GenBank genome assembly. NCBI's taxonomy places the organism in Eukaryota, Metazoa, Rotifera, Eurotatoria, Philodinida, Philodinidae.